GAAUCGAAUAGAUUUCAAUUUUUUAAAGAAUGUGUUGCUCCACGUGUUGAGAAAAUCACAUUGAUUACAGACAAUGACAUUGAUGAAAAAAGCCUAAUUCAACCAUAUAGUUUAUACAACUUGAAACAUUUAACUUGGGAAUUGCAGAAAAAACAGCCCAUAAAUAAGUUAUUAAGCAACUUUAAACAUCUUGAAAGCCUAACUUUAGAAUUAUCGUUCGAUACAGUUGAUGAUUAUAGUGAAUUGGAUGCUGUUCAACAUGAACAACUCAAAGAGCUGCACAUUCUUGUUCAGGCAGUACCUGAUGAUAUUUUCAUUAAAAUGAAUAAAGCAUUUCUAAGUGGAUUACAAAAUCUGGAAGUCUUUGAGUUUAAUGGAGGAUUUAAAGACGAAAAUGUUCAUCUGUAUAUAGAUAAGCAAAUGUUUCAAGGAUUGCCAAAAUUAUCAAAGAUUAUUUUGAUAAACGGAAUAAUCACCAUCGAAAAUGAUCAUUUUCAAAAUUUGACAAAUUUGAAAUUUCUAAGCUUUACGACUACAUUAGAAUUUGGAUAUAAAAUAUUGAGCUCAGAAACCUUACGAAAUAAUUUGGAGCAUUUGGUAAUAACUCCUCCAUAUUAUUUCCAAACAGAUGAUGUGAAGCAAUAUUUAGCUACCUAUAAAAAGCUUCAAAUUAUUGAGACGCUCAAAGAUUAUCAUUAUCAAUUUUUCAAUGACAAUAUAACAGCGUUUAUAUGCGUACAAAAAGAGAGAACUUGUCAAUUCAUUUCGGGCAUAAAUAAUGUCACCUGUCCGCAUUUUUGUGACUGCAUUUUGGAUCGUUUAGAAAUGCGCUUUGAUAUUUCAUGUCAUCACUAUUAUGUUAAGAUUCCCGUAUUGCCGAUUCCAAUUAUUGGCAACACUACUCUCAAAUUUAAUAACAACAACAUUACAAUUGAAAAAUUACAAGAGUUUUUGCAAUUAGAAUUCCGCUUAUUCGCGAACACAAAGACUGAACCUAAUUGUUGUUGUUACAAACGACGAAAACGAAAACGGAGUAAAUGA
Molecule: messenger RNA, 1041 nt
Organism: Drosophila sulfurigaster albostrigata
Lineage: Eukaryota; Metazoa; Arthropoda; Insecta; Diptera; Drosophilidae
Exons: 2
Coding region: 322-1041 (239 amino acids)
Source: RefSeq, a predicted model, not a curated record